This is a messenger RNA of Brienomyrus brachyistius, 2322 nucleotides long. RefSeq names its product proheparin-binding EGF-like growth factor. The coding region runs from base 278 to 949 and encodes 223 amino acids. Gene Ontology annotation, biological process: positive regulation of mitotic nuclear division; positive regulation of cell population proliferation; epidermal growth factor receptor signaling pathway. NCBI's taxonomy places the organism in Eukaryota, Metazoa, Chordata, Actinopteri, Osteoglossiformes, Mormyridae. The transcript has 6 exons. The record is from RefSeq and is a predicted model, not a curated record.
GGUCGCCAUUCAUUUCAGGGUAGACUUCAGUAGGCUAUAUAAAUGCCCGAUUGCCACAGUGAAGCACUCUUUCCACCGUCCCGUACAGGACUGGGUGUCUGUAACCACGCUCCUAUAUCACAGCACAGACACCACCGCAGGAACCUCCAUCAAUAUAAGUUUAUUCUGGGCCACGACAUUGGCAUAACACUCAGAGGAAGAGAGGACUGCACUACCUGUGCCUUAUAUUUGGAAAUACAGUACUUUAAUUUCACUUUUUUUCUUCGAAGUUUAAGAUAUGAAGUUUGUAGUCCUGUUCACCGCAGCAUUCGCGCUAUUGGGCUCGGCCAGCAGCGCCUCCAUUGACAGGUAUGAAAGCGAGAAGCCCGCUCAGAUUACGGUCAUAAACAUGUGGGGAAGCCACAGCGAUAGGCGCGCCGAAAGCAUAUCGGACGCGGCUGAUUACGAGCGUGACGAGGAAUACGACGGUGAUGAAGGAGAGUAUGACGACGUCGCAUCUGGCUCUGAUGAAAUCAACCUACCCAGAGUUGCGAUGUCCAGUAAACCCAAGGACCAGUCUGCAGUGCUGGAGGCAGAGAGGAACGACCAGGCAAAUGGCACGAACAGGAAGGGAAAGAGGAAGGGCAAGGGCAAGAAGAGAGACCCCUGCCUUAAGAAGUACAAGGCCUACUGUAUCCAUGGCACCUGUCAGUACGUGAAGGAGUUACGCGCCCCGUCCUGUGUAUGCUUCCCAGGGUUUGCGGGAGAGCGAUGCCACACGCUAACCCUGAAAGUAGUGACGGGAGGGAAUUAUGACCAGACAACAGCCUUAGUCAUCAUGGCAGUGGUCCUGUCUUCGCUAUGCUUGACUGUCAUCGCUAUUCUCCUGGCAAUUAAGUAUCACAAGAGAGGUGCAUAUGAUGUGGAAAACGAGGAGAAGGUCAAACUAGGGACGGCGCCACAGCACUGAAGAGCAAGAGCAAAUGCCAUGAUGAUGGACGUUCUACCUCAAAAGAUAAUCAAGUGACGUGCCAAGUCAAGAAGGACCCAGAAUGUGGCAUAAGCAGGCUCUGCGUCCCGUGUACGGAUCUGGGCCUUCAGGGACGGACUGACGUGUGGAUUGACGGAAGGAUGGACAGACAGAUGUAGCAGGAAUGUCAGGGAUAUGAACAGAAGGCUACCAACUAAUCAGCAGGAGCUGAGUGCAAGAUUAACACUGACAGCACAAGGUGGAAUCGCCGGACGCCCAGAAAAGGACUGUGGAGUCUGCAACGGAUAAAGACGGAAAUAGGGUUGAACCCAGUCUCAUGAUGGCUGAGCGAAGAGUUUCUCCGUAAUGGUUAAGAGAGAAAUGGCAUCCACUCAUAUUAACUAGCAAUCUUUCCAGAAUAAAACUAGUUUUUUCUUUUUUUACAGAAUUAGCUUGUGCAUCUUGUCAUUUAGUGUACAGCAAACCUUAUUUAUACGAUAAGUCUUUUAAUUUAUUUAUUUAUCCAUAGUCGUAUUUAUUCAGGUUUUAAAUCGGUUUUGUCAAUUGCACAAGUUGUGUAAUGUCUGUGUUUUUAUAUUGUGAGUAUUUAUUGAAACCUGGAAAUAUGAGGUCAAUGUCGAUUGCCUCCAAAGUAUUGAUAGACUGGAGAGAAUGACUUCUGCUUGAGUUAUUUGUUACUUGGUUGGCCAGCGGGUGGAGUAGUGCUUAAGGACACGGGCUUUUAACUUGAAAAUUGCCGAGUAGCCUUUCUGCAGUACCCUUAAAAUACUUAAUCUGAAAUUUUGUGUGCAUGUUUGAGUGUUGUAUACAUGUACUUUUGUGUGUGUGUGUGUGUGUGUGUGUGUGUGUGUGUGUGUGUGCGCGCGUGUAUGUGUGCUCACACUUUCUUUAAAACCACUUUGAUUAACAGUAGCCACCAAGCAACUAACAAGGAACCGGGCUACAUUACUGAACACACAGAUUUGGUUUGCCAAAAUCCUACAUAACCGUAUAAAGCGAUUCUUACCAUUGGUUUAUAUUAUAUUAUUGUCGGGGAUUUGUCAUCUGGAGAACCAGACUGUAAGGUUCUUAGAACUGCAUAAUUGUUACAUUGCAUGUGUAACUAGUUUUUUAUUUUUUAUUAUUUUUGAUGAAAUGGUUUCGUUUGAGUGCCAUAUUAUAUUAAUAGUACAAAGUGUCUACUGUCUGCUGAGGAAUUUUGUGUCAUCAAUGUUUAACUCAACUGUCUGACUCAUGAAAUGUGAAUACCCAUGUCAUACCUUGAAAACGAACUUUCAUAAGACAAGAUAGGAAUUUUAAAAUGCCUUUAUUGAAGAUGUACCUGUAAGAAAAAUAAACACUUUUUUCAUAAA